Molecule: messenger RNA, 2922 nt
Organism: Phyllotreta striolata
Lineage: Eukaryota; Metazoa; Arthropoda; Insecta; Coleoptera; Chrysomelidae
Source: the annotation of a GenBank genome assembly
UGGUGAUAAACAUGAAACCAAUCUAUUAAUUAAUUUUAAAAGUUCAAUAAUCUUAACUAAAGAUCUUGAUUAAUUCUGAUUUCCUUAAUUAAGUAAGAACUAGUUUACCUAGAAUGUUGUAGCUCUAGGCUGCUUAUACAUUUUUAUUUAUAAUUUUCCGCUUUAAUCGCAAUGGAUCCCAACCUUCCUCCGCAAGCUUUCGUUCCACCGCCAGGUUUGGGAACGCCUCCGUUGAUGCCCCAAAUACCCCUGCCGGGUAUGGGGGCUUUCCCGCCGAUGGUUCCCUCUUUCAGUGUACCACCACCUGGGUUCGGUAAUUUUGGUCCCCCGGGCGGGGCCACGUCCUCUAUUCCCGGAAGCGAAUGGAGCGAACACAAAGCGCCCGAUGGAAGGACUUACUAUUAUAAUCAGGUUACGAAGCAGAGCUCUUGGCAGAAACCCGAUCAAUUAAAAACCCCAGCUGAGUUAUUGUUGUCCCAGUGUCCGUGGAAAGAGUAUACAGCGGAUAGCGGUAAGGUUUACUAUCACAAUGUUACUACGAAAGAGUCUCGUUGGGUUAUUCCACCGGAAUUGGAAGAAAUUAAGAAAAAAAUCGCCGCCGAGGAGUUAAAACCUAGUUCGGGUACAACAACUCCACGAGAAGUGACCAGUCCAGUGCCAAUAUCGCAACCUCUGGCUGUAGCUGUAAGUAAUUCUACAGGUCCCAGUUCCCCUUUAGUUUCAUCUGCCAGUCCGGGUGGGAAAAGUGCCCUCGAAGCUGCAAUGGCGGCUACUCUAGCUGCUAUUUCUUUGCCCAAUCCACCAACAAAACAAGAGGAUUUAAUCUUACAUGAAGAUUCGAACCAUUCAAUACCAGGCGAUGCUCUAAAGGAAACUCACAAUUCAACACCUGAACCGAAGGUUUUUAAAGAUAAAAAAGAAGCGAUGGAGGCAUUUAAGGAUUUGCUGAAAGAUAAAAACGUACCGUCUAAUGCUAGUUGGGAGCAGUGCGUUAAAAUAAUUUCUAAUGAUCCGAGAUACGAAUCGUUUAAAAGGCUAAACGAAAAGAAACAAGUUUUUAAUGCUUACAAAACUCAAAAGCAAAAGGACGAGAAAGAGGAGCAGCGUUUGAAAUCGAAGAAGUAUAAAGAACAACUCGAAGAAUUUCUGCUGAAGACCGAUUUGAUCACGUCUGCUACCAAAUAUUACAGAUGUGACGAAUUAUUCAGUACAAUGGAGGUUUGGCAAAACGUCAACGAAUCGGACCGUCGGGACAUUUACGAUGACGUGAUGUUCUCUUUGGCUAAAAGAGAAAAAGAAGAGGCAAAAAACUUGAAAAAAAGAAACAUGAAAAAAUUAGCCGAAGUGCUAGAAUGCAUGACGAAAAUUAAUUACGACACCACUUGGAGUGAAGCACAGGUAUUAUUAUUAGAAAACAGUACAUUCAAAAACGACGUUAAUCUACUGGCAAUGGACAAAGAAGACGCCCUGAUAGUAUUCGAAGAGCACAUCAGAGAACUAGAGAAAGAAUACAUCGAAGAAAAGGAACGGGAAAAGCGAAGACUGAAGCGACAGUGCCGGAAAAACCGAGACCAAUUUCUCGCCCUGCUCGAUCACCUGCACGAAGAAGGCAAACUCACGUCGAUGUCCCUGUGGGUCGAACUGUACCCCAUCAUCUCCGCCGACAUUCGGUUCUCCGCCAUGUUGGCAAACCUGUUUGCAGGCCAAAGCGGCUCGACGCCCCUGGACCUCUUCAAGUUCUACGUCGAAGAUCUCAAGUCGCGCUUCCACGACGAGAAGAAAAUCAUCAAGGAGAUCCUGAAGGAGAAGAACUUCGAGGUGCAAAUCGACACGACCUUCGAUCAAUUCGCCACCGUCAUUUGCGAGGACAAGCGAUCCGCGUCGCUGGACGCCGGAAACGUCAAGCUCACGUACAAUUCUUUCUUGGAAAAGGCCGAGGCGAAGGAGAAGGAACGCUUGAAAGAGGAGAACAAGCGUAUAAAAAAGUUGGAAACGAAUUUCAAGUCGCUGUUGAAAGAGAUGAACAUCGAUUUCGAGCUGUCGUGGGACGAAGUGAAGAGUAAAUUGGAGAACGAAGAGGAAUUUCUGGCGUUCGAAGCAGACAGUGAGAGGCUAAAAGUGUAUAAGGAAUAUCAACAUGAAAUGGAAGAGUCGUGCAGCCAUCACCACUCGCGAUCGAAGAAAUCCAAGAAGAAGAAGAAGAAAACGUACAGGACUUCAUCCAGCGAUUCCGACAGCGACAAGCACAAGAAAUCGAAGCACCAGAAGUCGAAGAGCCCCACGCCCUACUCGGAAGAGAGCGGCGAAGAGUACAGGAAGAAGAAGUCGAAGAAGAAGCACAAACGGAAAGCAUCUCCUAACACUCCUCCGCCGGCUCAAUCCAAGUACCGCGAGGAAGGAAGGGGCGAUAUGAGCGAAACGGAGUUAGAGAAGCAGCGGGCCCUGCUAUUGGCCAAGUUGAACGAGAGCGAAUGAUGCCGGUGGCGUGUGCAAGAGCGCUUUUUAAUUAAUUGGAACAAUUUGCGGUCGUUUUUUGCGCGUGAAAUCGUCGGUGUAAUUGGUGCGAUAAGUGAUCGAUUGAAGCAUAUGUAAAUGUAACGAGAACGGGUUUUCUUGCGCUCGGUUUAGUUGCUAAAUUGCCCGCAAUAUGUUCGUUAAUUUGGAUUGUUGGAGAGACGCGGGAUGAGUUUUUGUUAAAAUAAAAUCGAAUACCGUGUAAAAUUUUCCGAUUUAUUUUAUCGAUAAUGUUGUUGCGAGGAAGGUGUUCGAUUUUAUUUUGAAUUGAUUAGGUUUUGAAUAAACCUCGGUUGCUCAAAUUAGGACAUAAAAUCAUUUACCUUACUUUAUUCGUAGCAAUUAAAUUUUCUUAUGUAGAAAUGCGCAUCGACUAUAAUAGACUUUUUAAUAAAACUUCAAAAAUUU